Molecule: messenger RNA, 3717 nt
Organism: Maudiozyma barnettii
Lineage: Eukaryota; Fungi; Ascomycota; Saccharomycetes; Saccharomycetales; Saccharomycetaceae
Gene: ECM30
Product: Ecm30p
Exons: 1
Coding region: 1-3717 (1238 amino acids)
Cellular component (GO): membrane; Golgi medial cisterna; Golgi trans cisterna
Source: RefSeq, a predicted model, not a curated record
AUGGGUAAUACAGAUUCUAAAAUUACUAAUGUCUACCGGGACUAUCUGUUCCAACUCUCUCAAAAUGAUGAUACAUCUAACAACGAAUUUUAUACUGAUUUUUUAAAUGUUACUGCAAAUUUACAAUUACAUACAUUUAACACUGUUAUUACAAAUAGUGUUCUAAGGAAGAUAAUUUGUUUAAACCCUCAAAAUUAUGUUAAUUUAUUGGAUUUUACAAUAUCUAAUUUCAUCGAUUUGUUUACGAAUUUUCAACAAACUCAAUCUACUAAGAGACAGGUGAAUUUUUUCUUUAAACAAGUUAUAACAUCAAUAAGGAUAAUUACUAAAUUGACUCCAAUCCUUUAUGAACAUAUUCAAGAAGGGCAUACUAUAUUAUAUUCUAAUAAUGAAAAAUUGGAUUUACAGAAUUUUUUCAUAAGAACUAAUCUAAUUGAAUAUUUCUUACAAUUAUGUUUCAUGGAAUCAUUCACAAUACAAACACGUACAGCCGAUCCAGGGACAAUUAAUUUAAUUCAAUGGCAAACUGGUAUAUCUCCAAAUGUAGUACCUAAAGGCCUUAAUGAUUCAAUACCAACAACUUUACAACUUCCUUAUUUAGAUAGUAACAGAUUAGAACUUAUAAAUUUAUUCCUUACUUUAUCGUCGUUGAAUCUUUAUUCAAACGAUAAACAUGAUACACCAUUCUUUGUUCAAGAGAUGAUCUCAACGCGACAAAAUAGAGAUAUGUUACUAUUAUUAAUGAUAUCAAUCUUAAACUUAUAUGCACACUAUUGUAAGACUAUAAAUGAAUUGAAAGUUAGCACAUUAUAUGAAAAUCCACAAAAGACUCACAUUUCAAUGACAACAGGAAGCACCGAAAAUGUGAUGACAUCAGGUGCAAAGGACUCGAAUGAACCUAAUAAACAAAUAGUUUCAUCACAACAACUAAUUAUUAAUCUAAAGAAAAAUCUUAUAUUAUCAUCAUUGCAAUGGUUCAAUCUUACAUGUUCUCAUUUAUCUGAUAAAUCGACGUUCUUAAACGAUUUCCUGAAAAAUGAAUUCCAAUUAAAAUUACUACUCUCUACAGUUGUGAAAAUAUUUAAAAACCCAAUUGAUUUGGCAAUAGAUCAAGAAUCAAAUCCAUUAAGCUUCAAUUCAGAUGAUUCCUCUUCAAAUGGUAAGAACAAUGGUUCUAAUUCAAACUCUAUGGGACAAUCUAAACCUUCGAAUAAAAACUACAAUCAACUGAAAUUGAAAGAUUUUACAAUACAGUUACCAAAAUUAGAUAUGAUUUUUCUUCAAAAUUUGAUUUUAUUAAUAAAUUUGAUUAAAUUCAACAAAACUUUUGAAAAUUAUUUUGCUGAUAAAUUUUCUAACAAAUUUUUAAUUUUUGUUAUUUAUUAUAUCAAAUAUUACUAUAAUGUCCCUCAAUAUCAAUCAAAUGUUAUACCGUUAUGUUAUGAUAUGGCUGUAUUCCUUACAGAUAAACCAUUGAUAUUACAUAAACUUUUACAGACUUUUAAGACGAAUUAUUACACCAACAAACUACCUAAUUUCUUCAAGAUAUCAAACAUUUCACAUAUAGAAUCUUUGACAUAUAGAGAUUUUAUGAUCAUCCAGUUAUCCAACCUUUCUUCCAAUGAUAUUAAGAGUAAUUUGAUCUUAAAGUCCGGCUAUUUUGAAAUUAUCUACAAUAUUUUGCCCAUUAAUGCCAAAACGAUAAGCAAAAUGUCAAUAUCAUCAAGUGACUCUAAUUUGGUUCAAUUAUCUUCUGUGAAAAAUUCUAAUUCUAAUUUAACUGAUAAAUUAAGUUAUAAUGCAACUUUAGCUUUGUUAAAUCUGUUAUCAAAACUGUCUAAUAGAAAUUUUUUGUCAUCAUUUGCAAGUUCUGAUUCUGCAAAGCAAUCUGCUUUAACAUCUCCAGCUAUAAAAUUGGAUAUUUUAGCAUUAUUCUUAAGAUCAAUGUUAAUAUAUAUUACGACAUGUUAUCAGGAAUCUAAAAAUUUAAUAUUUUUAUUGACUAGGCAUUAUACCGUACUUUUACAAAUAAAAGAAUCCAUUAAUUUUAUUUCAACCAAUAGAAAUAUAAAUAAUAUGUUAUUUUUGGAAGAUUUACCAACGAACUCUUUAUCCUUAAUGGAUCAAAAUUUUGGAACAUCUAAUAAAUCGAAUUCUGAUUAUAAUUAUGGUGAAAAUGAAAAUGAAGAGAAUGACAAAGGCAGUUCAGAUUCCAAUUUGGAAAUAAAAGAUGAAAAAUUAAACAUUCAGAAUACUUUAGAGGGGGAAAAUUAUUUAAUUUUUAAUAAACAAAUAAAGGAAUAUUCUGAUGAUGAUAAUGAUGUUGUUGUUGACAAUGAUCCCGAUGUGGAUAUUUAUGAUGUACCUGAUAAUGUUGGGAAUGAUUAUAACAUGGGAACAGGAAAUAAUGGUAGUAUCCACAAAAGAAGUAACAAUUCAAGACCAUCAUUUAAUCACGUAAAUAUCCACAGUGCAAAAUUUAUGUCCACGAACCUUAAAGGAAAUGAUAAUUCUUCCUCUGCACCGAAUACGAAUAAGGAGUAUGAAAUCUAUGAACAUCCAGAUUAUAAUAAACAAUUGAUAAUGAAUAAUAUAGACUUAUAUCUGAAAUUAAAACCGAAAUGGCCAAUUGGCCUAACCGAAAAUUCUAAAUUAAAGUCACCACGAAGGUCUGAUUUUAGUCAAUUAUGGAUCGGUGCAUCUACCCUUCAGAAGCUGAUAGAUAUAACUAAAAUAUUUUUGAGACAAUUUCCAGAUAUUGUCAAAAUGUCUAAAAAUUCGGAUUUUGUAGAUAUAAUCAAGAAUAUCGAACAUUUUGAAUCAGACUUCGAUAAAAAGAUCAAAAAGAAUUUAAGGAAAGAAUUUUGUUUAAAUGAACCACUAGAAUUUAAAUUUUCUAAAAAAAGAAACCUGGUAUUUAAUGACUGGCUUGAUGAAAUAUUUUGGUCAGAUGUGUUUCAAGCACAUUCAGCGCCAUAUAUUGAUUCGCUAUCGUCUAUGGCUGAUGAAUCUGGUAAUAGUGGCACUGGAAAUGUUCAGAAUAAGAGAAACGAUUCGAUCUCAUCGGGAUCAAAUAUUCCCCUUUUGGAAAGAUGGUCUUCUCAUGGCUCUCAGAUCUCUAGAACUCAGAGCAAUGGUAGUUCUAUGGUCAAUUAUUUUGCUCCCGAUAACCUUUCGAGUAUGCAUACAUUAAAUGAACAAUCUGAAACAAGUUCACCUGAUACUGUAACAGGAGUAACUAACGCAGAGUUAUCUGCGUCCUCAUCUGUUACAUCUUCUAUUAGCAUUCCGAAUACUACGAAUGCACAACCAACCCAUAAUCUGUCAAGAAAGAGCAGUAAUGCCUCAUCAUUUUUAUCUAGAUUUUCGUGGACUGGUUUUAAUAAGAACGAAAAUCAAGACAAUGUGAUACGCGAAGAGACUAUAUCAGUCUUAGAUGGUGACAUAGGGCCAUUCGUUGUAGAUGAAGGUCUUUUCAAGACAAAUAUAUGGGUAGGAACGAACAUUAAAUUAUUCCCCAUAACUACUAUUAAGAAGGAAGAGUUUUCAUUUUUGGAUAUGACUUCAUCAUUAUUAAAGAAAUUUAGAUUUAAUAGUACUGAUAAUUCUGAGAGCAACGUAUCUAAUACUUCUCGGAAUACAAAUGAGAGUAGACAAUAUUCCCCUGUGUUAAGCGCAAAUCCGUUUAUGGCGUUUGCCUCUCCUAAGAGAUUCUAG